CUGUGCGAGUGGUUUGCUAGGCGCUGGCGCCGUGCUGCUGGAGCUGGUGGUGCUUCCGGCGCUGGAGGUUCUGCUGCGGCUGGAGAUCCUUCUGCUGCUGGGGCUGCUGGGGGUUCUGGAGCCACGGGUCCCGGAGGUGCUCGUACUGGAGGUACUGGAGCUGCCGGGCCUGGUGGUGCUACUGGACCUGGAGCUGCUGGCGGUGCUGGAGCUAGCGGUGCUGCUGGAGUAGGUGCUGCUGGAGGUACUGGAGCUGGAGCUGCUUCGUCUUCCGGUGGUCCUGCUGGAGCUGGAGCUGCUGGCGGUGCUGGAGCUGGGGGUGCUGCUAGAGGUGCAGCUGGAGGUGCUGGAGCUGGAGGUGCUGCUGGAGCUCGCGCUACUGGAGCAGCUGGUGGAGCUGCUGGAGCUGUUGGAGCUGACGCUGGGGGUGCUGGUGCUGUCCCUGCUGGUUUUGGAGGUGCUGCGCGGCCACGGCCGUACUUCAUUCCGCUCCUUGAGCAGGUUCUUGGUCUUCCGCCCUCUACUGGUCCUGCUCCUCCCUUAGAGUGUCCACCGCCUGUCCAGUCCGAGUCACAGUUACAGCCCACCUCCCCACUGCCUGCUCCUUCUCCCUACACUGGUCCUACUGGAGGUCUUGCUGAGCGUCGUGAGCCUGCGUCUCGUCCUGCGUCGCCUGUUCGUGCUGCUCGCACUGGUCGUCGUGUUCCGUGUCAGCGUCCUCCUGCGGUCCCAGGCACGCACCAGAUGGCACUGCGUCCUUCCACUGCUCCACUGCGUGUCCCUUUGCCGUCUCCUCCGGAGUCCUCUCUUCCUGCUCUUGCUGACCCGGAGUCUGACUCCCUUCGUGCUGCCAGCCCUACUGUCACGCGUCUCCUCGCUACUGUUGUCACUGACCCUUCCUUUGAGUCCACUGCUGCGUCUGCCUUAGUUGCUGAGCUUGUCGACUUCGCUGCUCACUGUCGUCUAGACUACGCCGCUAGUCUUGUUGCUGAGUCUGAGUCUUGUUUUGCUGCUACUUUACCUCAUCUCGUGUCCAUGCUGAUUGCACCUGAGGGAGACCCGGAUGCACCAGACAUCCCGACUCCGCGCUCUUACGCAGAGGCGAUAGAGGGUCCUUACUUCUCUCAGUGGCAGUCAGCCAUGGACGCAGAGAUGGCUUCCUGGAAGUCCACAGGCACCUACGUCGACGAGGUUCCCCCACCUGGGGCGAACAUCGUCAGUGGCAUGUGGAUUUUCAGGGUGAAGCGGCCGCCGGGUUCUCCGCCUGUCUUCAAGGCGCCUUACGUGGCUCGAGGCUUCAGUCAGCGGCAGGGAGUUGACUACUUUCAGACCUUCUCUCCCACCCCGAAGAUGACCACUCUUUGGGUGCUGCUGCACAUAGCCGCUCAGCGCGACCACGAGCUUCACUCUCUUGACUUCAGCACUGCUUUCCUACAGGGCAGCCUGCACGAGGAGAUCUGGCUGCGCCGCCCACCUAGCUUCACUGGGUCGUUUCCUCUUGGUACCCAGUGGAGCCUCCGGCGGCCACUCUACGGUCUCCGCCAGGCGCCACGUGAGUGGCACGACACACUGAGGACUACUCUUGCGGCUCUUGGGUUUGCUCCUUCUACUGCCGACCCGUCACUGUUUCUACGCACCGACACCUCUUUGCCGUCGUUCUACAUCCUUGUGUACGUCGACGACUUGGUCUUUGCUACUGCUGACACUGCUGGACUCGCCCACGUGAAGUCCGAGCUGCAGAAGAGACACACGUGCACAGACCUGGGUGAGCUGCGCAGCUACCUUGGCUUGCAGAUCAUCCGGGACAGAGCACAGCGCACCAUUACCCUGACUCAGUCACACAUGGCGCAGCAGGUCCUUCAGCGCUUCGACUUCACGUACUCCUGGCCUCAGGCCACUCCUCUGUCUACUCGCCACUCGCUCUCAGCUCUGCCUUCGGAUGAGUCCGUAGAGCCGAGUGGCCCACCUGAGCACAUGGCUGCAGCGAAGAAGGUGUUGCGCUACUUGUGCAGUACGUCGGGCAUGGGGCUUGUGCUUGGAGGGCGGAGUGCAGUGGUCCUCACAGGUGACGCAGACGCUUCUUGGGCUGACGACCAGGCUACGCAGCGGUCGUCACAGGGUUACACCUUCAGCCUUGGUUCCGGCUCUGUUUCGUGGCGGUCUACCCGCUCGUCUUCUGUUCUCGGCUCCAGCUGUGAGGCUGAGAUCUACGCAGGGGCCAUGGCUGCACAGGAGUUACGCUGGCUCACCUACCUGCUGACCGACCUAGGAGAGCCGCCUCGUUCUCCUCCAGUUCUGUACGUAGACAACAAGGCCAUGCUGGCCUUGUGUCGGGAGCACAGACUGGAGCACAGGACGAAGCACAUUGCUCUUCGCUACUUCCUUGCUCGUGAGCUGCAGCAGCGUGGUCAGCUGCGCCUUGCUUACGUGGCCUCUCGGGCCAACACUGCUGAUAUCUUUACCAAGGCACUUCAGCCUUGUGAUCAUCAGCGCUUUUGUACGAUGCUAGGUCUUGUGCCUACUUGGCCUCACUUGCUCACUUCUUGA
Molecule: messenger RNA, 2547 nt
Organism: Closterium sp. Naga37s-1
Lineage: Eukaryota; Viridiplantae; Streptophyta; Zygnematophyceae; Desmidiales; Closteriaceae
Source: the annotation of a GenBank genome assembly